Paramecium sonneborni is the source of this 726-nucleotide messenger RNA. The record is from the annotation of a GenBank genome assembly. NCBI's taxonomy places the organism in Eukaryota, Ciliophora, Oligohymenophorea, Peniculida, Parameciidae.
AUGUAAUAAAAAUUAAGAUUAUUUACAUACUUUAGAUCAUCAACUUCUCACAGAAUAAGGAUUGUAUUAAAUCUAAAAGAAAUUGAUUAUGAACCAAAAUUCAUUAAUCUUCUUUAAGGUGAACAUAAGUCUGAAAAUCAUAGCUAAGAAUUACCAAAUUAAGUAAAUUUGAUUUUAAUAUAUAUAGGCUGUUCCAGCUUUACAUCUUCCAGAUGGAACAAUUUUAAUAGAAAGUAUGGCAAUAGCAGAAUACUUGGAUGAAGUUCACCCUGAAAAGAAGUUGCUUCCAUAAGAUCCUAUUUAAAAGGCAAAGGUUAGGUAAUAGGAUUGAUUAAAUAUUCUUAGAGGCUUUUGUGAGCUGAUUAAUUCUGGAAUGCAUCCAUAUUAGAAUCUAAUAAUGUUUGAAUGGAUAGAGAAGUAUGUAGAAAAGUUUGAUCGUGUAGAAUUCGUAUAAAAUAUGUUGAAAAGUGAAUUUUAAAGUAUAUUAUUUUAAUCUAUAUUUAAUUAGCUGUAGAAAAAUUAUUAUUGUAGAAUCAUGGAAAAUAUUGUUUUGGAGAUGAAAUCACCUUAGCAGAUUGCUUUUUAGUUCCAUAAGUUAUGGGAGCUAUUGCAAGAUUUAAAUUAGAUAUUACUUUAUUCCCAACAAUUUAAGAAGUUUAUAAUAAUUUGAAAGAUUUACCUUCAUUUUAUAAAGCUUAACCAGAUUAAUAACCAGAUUUUAAAUGA